Radiomyces spectabilis is the source of this 1754-nucleotide messenger RNA. Its product is annotated as Alpha/Beta hydrolase protein. NCBI's taxonomy places the organism in Eukaryota, Fungi, Mucoromycota, Mucoromycetes, Mucorales, Radiomycetaceae. The transcript is spliced from 4 exons. Bases 193 to 1662 code for a protein of 489 amino acids. The record is from RefSeq and is a predicted model, not a curated record.
CUCAAAUUUCACCGUGAUAUCCGACCCAUUGGUUCCGAUAUUCUUCCAAAUUUGGGAAAUUGAGGGAAUUUUAAGCUCCUCCUCCUCUUUUGUGGCAAGCCGUCAAUGGCUUCCAAAAAAAUCAAAUAACUAGGGUCUCACAGAGCCACUUGACGUUUAUGUUAUUUUGAUAUCUUUUUUUAAUUUUCAACCAUGAUACCAGAUUCAUGGCUCGCCAGAACCAGUAUCUAUACGAUAGCCGUUCUGCAAACGGCGGUAGCACCUCUCUCGUUUGUCUACUUUAUUUAUAACAUCGCAACAGAAUCCAUGCUGUUCAAAGAUCACCCUACUCUCAACACCUAUAUGCACUAUUGGCUAGGAGCCGAACUCGUAUUUUAUGUAUUCUUUUAUAUCACGCGUAAUCGUAUGCAACGAUGUUUACCGAGUGUGACGCCGUCGCCUAAAGAACGAAGAGAACUGUUCAAGGUUUGCCUGGCGAAUGUGGUGGAUGCCAAAGAAUGGCUGCGAGGUUGGUUCAUGCAAGGCAACAAUGCCAGUUGCCAUCCGUCAUUUUGCGAGAUUUAUCGCGAAAAUGUCGCUGAAUGGUUGGCGUGGGCUUUCUUCUCAGCUCCCUUGGAAGAUGUCCUGGAAGACGACAGUUUGCGUUCAGAGCUCGAUUGGAUGAUUAAUAGGUUCGAGUCCAUGUACGACGUGGUUUUUGCACCUGGUUACAAUGACGACAUCUCAACUUUCCGAAUUAAUUUGGAUCCGAUCAAUGCGCACCACCGUCCACUCGUUUUUUAUGUUUUAGUCAUUGGAUUAUCCUGGGUGUUUGGAUUAGUACUUCAGUGUUGGGGAUUCAAGAGCUACGGCCCUGAAACUCGUUCCACUAUCUGGAACCUGAUUGAACUGCAGCAACCUUAUACGAGCCAUAAACGAACCGAACGCAUCUCGUACUGGUUCCGUGAUGGUAACCGAGAUCUCAAACCCAUUAUUUUUAUUCAUGGUAUUGGGGCAGGACUCAUGUGCUAUGGAAGGUUUUUGCGUAUGCUUAUGUCACUGGAUGCCCCGAUUUUCUGCAUCGAACUGUCGUUUGUGGCGAUGCGAUGUGUGGAGGAUGUACCUACCAUGCAGGAGACGAUCCGUGAUUUUGAAAAGAUGCUGCAGCAUCACGGUUUUGAAAACGCUAUUUUCGUAUCCCAUUCGUUGGGCACCGCCGUCACCGCAUGGACGCUGAAAUACCUGAGGGAACGGGUCGCAGGCGUGGUUUUCAUUGACCCCAUUUGCUUCAUGCUGCACUACAAGGAUCUAUGUGUUAAUUUUGUGUAUCGAAUUCCCACCACUGCAAGUCAGUCCAUCAUUAAAUAUUUUGCUUCGACUGAACUGUAUAUAUCGUACUAUAUUUCCCGGCAUUUCCAUUGGUUUCAAACGGCUCUCUUUCUCGCUCCAGAGGACACGGCCAAAAGUCCCAUCACCAUACACAUGCCCGAGCGAACGACUGUGUUCUUGUCCGAGAAAGAUAACAUCAUUGACUCUUCCCGUGUGGCGGCCUAUCUUCAAGAACAUCAGAUCAAAAUGACUCUGAUGGAAAAUCUGGAUCAUGCUUCGUUCUUGAUUAAUGCAGGAUGGGAACGACGCAUUGUAGAAACAGUGGGGGAAUAUGUUCGUUCCAAUGCAAACUAAUCCAUUAAUAUUGUAAUAACUUUUAUAUCAUCCAUACCCCUUAGAAUAUAAUACUGUCACUUUUUGGUAAUAAAUUUCCUAAUCACGAUAAC